Molecule: messenger RNA, 438 nt
Organism: Neurospora tetrasperma FGSC 2508
Lineage: Eukaryota; Fungi; Ascomycota; Sordariomycetes; Sordariales; Sordariaceae
Exons: 1
Coding region: 1-438 (145 amino acids)
Source: RefSeq, a predicted model, not a curated record
AUGGGCUGGACCAUAACCAUGAUCCUCAGUUCCACUCGUACCGUCCAAAAGGAGCAAGUGGAGGUGCUGGAUAUCAUAUCCAUGAACUUGCGUACAGCCAACGACACUCUGACCGCACUCAAAUCGACGGUCGCGACCACGGAGAGAAGUGUGGCCAUCUUGGAGACACAGGCGAGGCAGCUCGAUGUCCUUUUGCAGCAAAUGGGUGUGAAGGAGGGCAAGAGGCCUUGGUUGCCUGGUCUUGCUAGACAUGGACUUACAGGUGGUUGUGGAAGUGGAAGACAACAGGGACCGGAGCAGGAGGCCCCCGGAGGGCCUCCCACACACCCGCUUAGGGUGGCUCUUGGUUUGGAUGGAGAUACCUCUACAUGCGAGAGCGGAGGUCGGAGAAGUGGUACUUCAGGAGGAGAUUCCAGUGCAGGUGCCCCUGAUGCAUAG